Molecule: messenger RNA, 624 nt
Organism: Linum tenue
Lineage: Eukaryota; Viridiplantae; Streptophyta; Magnoliopsida; Malpighiales; Linaceae
Source: the annotation of a GenBank genome assembly
AUGUUGAUCACCUUGGACUUUUUCCCCAGGGGCAAGAGCUCCAAACCUUCUCUUUUUUUGUUCGACCCUGUGGAUGUGUCGGGCGCCAGUGGCAGGGAAGUGACUGGAGGUGAGGAGGUAGUUAAGGUUGAGACAGGACGUUGGGUCCCAGAGGCAGAGGAGGCGCCUGACCCGUCGUCGGCCAUGCGAGGCGCUGCCUCCGUGGCAGUCAUCUUGAUGCGAGUCGGACAUCUAGCGUGUGCUUUGCCCUUGUUGGGAGCUGGUUUCGAGGCGCGCGUACGUGGCGCGGUGGGGUGCGCUCCAACACGCGAUCUGAUCAAGAUUAGUUGGCUUAGGGAUCAUUUCAACAAUCUGCCGCCAAAUGCAUCAUCAGAGAUUACAGGGCAGUUUGCACGAGCGUAUGCCCUAUCUUUGAUGGGGUGUAUGAUGUUCCCCGAUCGCACUGGAGUUAUAGUUCAUCUGCAGUAUCUACUCAUGUUGGAGAAUUGGUGGAUCGCUGGAGGCUACGCUUGGGGUGCAGCUAUUCUAGCCUACCUGUACCGUGAGAUGGGUAGGUCGGUUCUGCAUAUGACGCAGUCCUCUUCCACCGGAGGUGACCUUGGUGGCUGGGUCACCUUGCUGUAG